Molecule: messenger RNA, 2593 nt
Organism: Vollenhovia emeryi
Lineage: Eukaryota; Metazoa; Arthropoda; Insecta; Hymenoptera; Formicidae
Product: arylsulfatase B-like
Exons: 9
Coding region: 694-2376 (560 amino acids)
Source: RefSeq, a predicted model, not a curated record
AAAGUACGCAAUAUAAUUUAUAAUACCGCGUGCGGUUUUCUUCUUACGAGAAAGUGCUAUGCCGCGUGGUUCUCUAGCAGGAGCUUCGACAGGCUUGGCUAUCUAAAAAUUACCUUAAGUUUCGAAAAUUAUUCUAAAAUUGCUGAAGUAAACUUUUGACUUCUUUAAGCAAACUCUUAGAUUUGAAAGAUUACUUUUAAAAACUUUAAUUUCAUUUAAAGUAAAUUUUCCCAAGGGAUAUUUAUCGUCAUAGAAUAUGUUUACACAACACCCUUAAUCGGAUGUAAUAACAUCCGUAGUUAUAAGACUGGUGAAGCAUUUUAUUACUCAGAGUAGUUGUGAUUAGCUAGUUUUAGAAUUACGGAGGUUAUCUGUACCGUUAUAUAUAAAUCCGAUUAAAGCAGCCAUCUAAACCUACUGAACUCAUAAUGAGGUCAUGUUAAUCGCGCGAGUGCUAUCGCCUUGCAGUGUACUAAUAAAUUUCGCAUGUACUAUCUCGCACUUUGUAGUAUCAAAUGUAAUGCCAACCUAAACGAGUUUUACUGACAAAAGAUAGUAACGAAUAAUAAAUUGCGAGAAACAUAAAUCACUUGCUUCACUGAUCGCCAGUGCGCCAACGUUUCUAAAUAUAAAUAGCCCAUUACAACAUACGAUAAUAUUAUAUUACCUUUGCGUAACUUGAAAGCAACUUUUAUGAUUUUGUCACUGACAAAAGAGCUGGUAAAAGCAAUGAAACCGAACAAUAUGCGGUUUGUCUCCGCACUGACAGUUUUAAGUGCCGUGUGUCUUUGUUUUGGUUCAACCUGUACCUCGGUGCAACCACCCAAUAUCGUAGUUAUCAUCGCUGAUGAUUUGGGUUGGAACGACGUUAGCUUCCACGGCGCCGAUGAGAUUCCUACGCCAAACAUAGACGCUCUCGCGUACAACGGUGUGAUACUGAACAGACAUUACGUGUUGCCGGUAUGCACACCGUCGAGGAUAGCUUUCCUCACGGGAAAAUAUCCCAUAAGGACAGGCAUGCAGGGCUAUCCCUUGCGAGGAGCUGAACCACGUGGUAUACCUUUGAACAAUACUCUUUUACCCGAAUACCUUCGUAGACUUGGAUACACCACUCAUCUCGUAGGGAAAUGGCAUGUUGGUUAUCACACAAGAAAUUACGGACCCACUCGUCGUGGUUUCGAUACUUUCUUGGGAUAUUACACCGGCAUGAUCGAAUAUUUCAAUCAUACAAUUUACGAAAGUGGACAACUGGGUUACGAUUUGCACCGCAGUGUAGGCGAUAACCACACGGUGGAAUACAGAUACGACUACAUGACUGACCUUGUGACCAAUGAGGCCGAAAGUAUUAUUUCGUCGCACAACACUGAUAAGCCCAUGUAUUUGCAACUGGCACAUCUCGCCGCUCAUGCUAGUAAUGCCGAAAGCGUUAUGGAAGUACGCAAUAGGAAAGAAACAAAAGCCACCCUCGGCUACAUCGAAGAUUUUAACAGAAGAAAAUACGCGAGUGUCGUUGCCACGUUAGAUGAGUCUGUCGGUCGUGUAGUCGACGCACUGAAGAAGAAGGACAUGCUCAAGAACACAAUCAUACUCUUUAUGUCUGACAAUGGAGCACAGACUGAAGGAUACUUGGAAAAUUAUGGAUCCAAUUAUCCACUUCGGGGGGUGAAAUUUACCUUAUUCGAAGGCGGCAUUCGGGGCGCGGCGUGUAUUUAUUCACCCUUGAUUCAGCGUCCAUCGAGAGUCUCGACGCGGCUAUUCCACAUUGCCGAUUGGCUGCCAACACUGUACUCUGCGGCUGGCGGUAAUUCGAGUGAUCUGCAACAAUUGGACGGCAUUGAUCAAUGGCCCGUGAUUAAGACAGCAAAAACUGGCGAACGGACAUCGGUUCUCCUGAAUAUUUGGGAGAGUCAGAACAACGAGGCAGCGAUAGUGGGACGUUAUAAACUCGUUAGAGAUACGUCCGAUUAUCAGAAGCAUUAUGAUUAUUAUAGCGGUAAUGGUCCAUCUUAUCCCAAGUACAAUAUGACGAAGGUGCUAACGUCACCAGCCGCAACGGCCAUCGCGAGCGUUUCGACUAAUAAGUUAACUACAACGAAAAUAAAAGCGCUCCGUAAAAGGGCCACGAUAGUUUGUAAAAAUUCCACAUAUUCCUCCAGUUGCACGAACCGCACUUGCUUGUUCGAUAUUUACAAAGACCCUUGCGAAAUCACGGAUCUAUCGUUGAAGUAUUCUAAGAUUGUGAAGAAAUUGAGCGUCUUCAUCGACAGCUAUAAAUCGGUCCUCAUGAAGGAACUCAAUACAGACGUCGAUCCGGCUGGCUUUCCGUACCACUUUAACAACACUUGGAUGCCCUGGCUGCCGGACGACUAUCAGUAGAUCAGCGAAAUGCAUUUCAUAACGAGCGAAGUCACGUGGUAGUAUAAUGACUUUACUUCGACCUGCUAAGGAACUCAGUGGAAACCAGUUUUGAGAUGUUGAGAUGCGUUCCAAUAGAUGGAUCUUAAGAGUCUAUUUGGUGACAUAUUUGUCACACUUCUAAUCGCGAUUUAAAUAAAGAGCUCCUUCGGAUGGUUCUUUUUGUCUCCGAAUAUAA